Paramecium sonneborni is the source of this 1094-nucleotide messenger RNA. The record is from the annotation of a GenBank genome assembly. Lineage: Eukaryota; Ciliophora; Oligohymenophorea; Peniculida; Parameciidae.
AUGUAUUCUUUACCAAGAUUAACUAGUAAAAGUGUUAAAACAUAAAUUAACACAACUAUUGAUUCUGAAAAUAAGAAUAAAUUUCAUUUUAGUGAAAAUAUCAUGUAUAAAAUAAGCAAAUAAGCAUUACAAAACUAUUUAAAAUCAGGAGUUAUAGAUUAAAGAAUAGUAUAAUUGAAUUUGGUGAAAAUGAGUAGAUUAAAGAAUUCAGAUCUCUCAAUUCUUAAUGAUUUCUAUUCUUAACCUUCAUCAAGUAGGAUCGAAUAAGAAUAAGCUUAAUUAAUAUUAUCAAAAGUAUAAUAAAUUUUGUAAUUAAAAGAUUAAAACUCAUCAAAUUCCUAAGAAUUAGUAUUAAAAUGAAAUGUCAGAAAAUAAAUUAAAUUCAAAUGAAUUGAAUUUUGGCCAAGUUGAAGAAUAAUUGUAUAAUUUUUAAAACUAAUAGAAAAUAAUGUCUAAAAACUAAAAUGAAUGUUUCAAGAAUGUUUAAUGGAACAUAUUUAGUGGAUCCAUCAAUAAGUGAUCUUACUAAAAAAAGCUAAACUACUUAACCAUAUCUUUAGAUGCUCUAAAAAAUGGAGCCAUAGAAAAGAAUUGCAAAAAAAACCAAAUCUUUUAAACGAUAAUCCAGUAUUUUGAAUCCAUUAUAUUGCAAAUAACCAUCUAUCUAAAGCAUGGAAAUAGAAGAUGUUACAGAAUAUAUGUCUUCUAGAUUGAUAGAAUCAAAAGCAAAUAUAGAAUAAUUAGUAGAAAGAUACAAAACAAUAGAUUUGACAUAAGAAUAGAAAACAUUCUUCAAUUUAAUCUAGAAAUGUGAUCUUAAUGGUUUAAUCUAAUUAUUUUAAGAUAAAUCUUUUAAUCAUUCUUUAAUUAAUUCAUCUGAUGAAGUAAUAAUAAUAUCAUUAAUUUAGAAAGGAUUAUAUCCUAUUCACAUUGCUAUCAAAAAGUAAAAUGUAUAAAUGCUUAAAUUGUUACUCAAAUUUGGAGCAAAAUUAAAUGUAACAACAAGAAAUGGAAAAACUGUUAAUGAUUUAAGUUAAAUAUAUGAAAAUUCAGAAAUAUUAAAAAUAUUACAAAGAUAUGAUUAUUUUAAAUGA